Molecule: messenger RNA, 525 nt
Organism: Verticillium nonalfalfae
Lineage: Eukaryota; Fungi; Ascomycota; Sordariomycetes; Glomerellales; Plectosphaerellaceae
Gene: CNB1
Product: Calcineurin subunit B
Exons: 4
Coding region: 1-525 (174 amino acids)
Molecular function (GO): calcium ion binding; calcium-dependent protein serine/threonine phosphatase regulator activity
Source: RefSeq, a predicted model, not a curated record
AUGGGCAACACCACUAGUGCCGUGUUGGACAACAUUGUCCAGGGGUCCAACUUCGAUAGGGACGAAGUCGACCGUCUGCGAAAACGGUUCAUGAAGCUCGAUAAGGACAACUCCGGCACCAUCGAGCGCGACGAGUUCCUCAGCCUCCCCCAGAUCUCCUCCAACCCGCUGGCGACAAGAAUGAUCGCCAUCUUUGACGAAGACGGCGGCGGCGACGUCGACUUUCAAGAGUUCGUCUCGGGCCUCAGCGCCUUCUCGUCCAAGGGCAACAAGGAGCAGAAGCUGCGGUUCGCCUUCAAGGUGUACGACAUUGACCGCGACGGCUUCAUCAGCAACGGCGAGCUCUUCAUCGUGCUCAAGAUGAUGGUCGGCAGCAACCUCAAGGACCAGCAGCUCCAGCAGAUUGUCGACAAGACCAUCAUGGAGGCGGAUCUCGACAAUGACGGCAAGAUCAGCUUUGACGAGUUCACCAAGAUGGUGGAGAACACGGACGUCAGCAUGAGCAUGACGCUCGACCAGUUCUAG